Messenger RNA from Pecten maximus, 9054 nucleotides. RefSeq lists its product as uncharacterized. The record is from RefSeq and is a predicted model, not a curated record. The transcript has 19 exons. The coding region runs from base 124 to 3777 and encodes 1217 amino acids. NCBI's taxonomy places the organism in Eukaryota, Metazoa, Mollusca, Bivalvia, Pectinida, Pectinidae.
CGGAAGUAAAAACAUAAGAUGACAGGUAGGCAUAGGAACUCGUGACAACUUGGUGUUUUGCUGAAGUGGCGUUUUGGAUGUCUUAAUUUAAGGACGCACACAGUAAUUCAAUACUGAUUCAUAAUGGAGGAGGGAUCAGGGUUGGAAUCUCUCAUCAACCAAAGAUUAACACGUCCAUCUUAUAGCAGAAUGGUUUCAUGGGAAUUUUCAAAUCAACAGGAGGUAAAUCCUGUGAAAAGGAAGAGAAGACGAUCAAAAAAGUAUUCAAAUGUUGAUGAGGAGGUAAAUUUUUCUGUAUCAUCAGCGGAUGAGGAUGAAAGUGAUGUGGUAAUUCAAAGCACUAAAUCACCUGGUCCAGAACUGUGCGUUUCUAGUUCAGAUGAUGACUGUUUGUACUUUUCUGCAGAAGAAACAAUAUCAUCUGAUUCAGAUAGUGUAGCCAAGAUCAAUCAAGGGCUUACCUCCCUUGAUAUAGAAGAAAUUUCAACCAAAGAUAGUGCUAGCAGUAAAGAAGACAGUAUAGCUCUCAGUCAGCCACCUCAGGAAAAGAAACAUGCUCCUAGCAAAAAGCAGAAACGUAAAAGACGAAAGUCUAAGAAUUCUUAUGUUUUGCAUGCAGGGGAAAUCUUAUCGGUGAUGGAAAUUGACAUUGAGCCAGACAUCAUUGGUGAAACCCACGAAUUGGUGGAAGAAAGUCUUGCCUGCAUAGAGAAGGCAGUUCCUUCUUUAGUUGAACUUUGUUUAAAUUGCACACGCAGAAGAAAAGUGAAUGUACAGCUUCCAAAAGGACUUAAGAACAUGGUGCAACAUACUAACAAAGAAUUAACUUUCCGAAAAUUUCAAGUGUCAUGGUUACAGAACGAAUUUUCUAUAUGGCAGCCAUUUGAAAAGAAGAAGUCCGAACUAUUCUAUGCCAUCUACUCUGACAGUGAUGAUUGGGGGUGUGAUCCAAUAUACAAAUGUCUUUUACCUACUAGAAAUAUAUGGAAUAACGUGUUUUAUCCACAGUAUUUGUCCUCUCAUUAUCAAUCUCAAUAUUCCGGCAGUAAAACUUCCUCCAUCUUGCCAUUCACAUUUGCUACAAUACCCUAUUGUUGGCAAGAUAAUAAUGGCUGCUACCGAAUUGUCUUCCAGCAAAGGUUCCUUGGAUGUUUAGCCACACUUGUAGAUCUAAUGAUGCCUGCUGUAUUGAUUGAUAGAAAUGUUGGAGACAGUGAUGAGUGCAAAUCAGAGUCAGAGCAAAUCUUGGCAGCUACCAAAAUAGCCAUGAGGAGAGUGAAAGGGGCUCUAAAUAUCAGGUUUCGUGAUAUAUCUGACAUUUUCUUCGACAAGAUCAUUCCAUAUGUAUUCUGGGCUCGUGGAGAUCUUCAUCAAGCAUCAACACUCUUUACCAAACUCAUUGAGGGGGAUAAACGCAGUCGCUUUCGUGCCAUGUGUAUGAUAGAAAUAGCACGCAUGCAUGCCCAGUUAGGGGAACCAGAGGUGGCGUGUCGGUUCUACAGAAUGGCAUCUGAUAUUGCCUUGGAGAAAGGCAAGGCAACAAAACAUGACAAAGAGGUGUUUGGACAGACACUGAUGUUACAGGCCAGCGUGUAUGACCAAGGUAUGAUGACCCUUAGCAAGGCAAGAACAGCUGCUGAUUAUUGGAAGUAUGUUGUGACUUCCGGAACAUUCAAUCAGGGAGCAGCCAAUAUGGCCGCCAUCUCCAUAUUGUGUUUUCACUCUAGACCAGGCAGUGAUACAGAGCCUUCCAGUUUUGUGGAUGCCAGGAGUAGACUGGAGGCGAUGGUCCAGGUAUGCCCUAGAUACCUGUACUAUAUAAGUAUGUUACAAGCUUUGGCUGGGCAGGAAUCUGACACAGAUAAUACCUACAGGACAUUCAUUCAGAGAGCAAAUGCAGAUGGAAACCAUGAUGCACCAGGUCUGAUAAUGACCUCGAGCGUGUCAUCCAGUUCAGGAAGCCGUAGAAAGCGCCAAAAUAUCUGGCAAAAUCUAUCAGCUAUGGUUACAAAAUCUGGACCACCCCAGCCUCUCCAUGUUCUAUGGAGGUCCCAUCUACAGCCCCUUAGGGUCUGUGAUCCAACCAGUGAGAUUCCACCAACAGAGGCAGACCUUUGCUGUGACAAUCUUGACCUUCGGUUGAAUUCCCAAGGUUAUUUGACUGGAAACAUGAAAUUGUUGCUACCACCAAUGCGGAGUAUAAACUUGGACCCCUACACAGGAAAGCUGUGUUUCCCUCAGACCCCAGGUAGGACUGAACCCUGGACUUCAUUGGACAGAUUCUCUGACAUUCAUGGGGGUCAUGAGGUAUUUGAUAACGCACAUAUACCUUGUCCUCUGGAGGUGUAUCGACACGAAGAUGGCACUACAGUGCAGAUGAUGCUUCUUUCCCCUUUGAAGGAAUCUGGCAACGCCCACCACGGAAAUAAACAAGAAACUGUCACUUUAUUCUGGUCCAAAGAUCAAACUGCUAAGCUUAGUUUGCUGAAGAUAUUUUGGCAGUUGGUAUAUGAAAAAAUGAUCCUGAGAAUCAAGAGGAAUGCACUCAAGUGGAAGAAGUCAGAACAAUGGCAGAAAGACUGUCUGAAAGUGUUGAAGCAUUGUCUGGAUACAAAGAUUGAGAUAGAUUAUGAUUGGAUUGUUAAAAGAGUGGAGGAACGACAAAAGAAUUCCAAAACGUCACUGAUGAAAAUGCUGAUGUUAAGAAAGCAUCAUCUUUCACCAGAUCUGUGUUGGGACGUUAAAAAGAUUUCAUAUGGGAAGACACUGGCUUUGAGUUUUUCAUUCUGCCUGGAGAAUAUUUCAGUGUUCGUCGACUGUAGCAGUAGAGAGGCUUUCCUACAACCAGAGAUCAUGAUCGAGUCCAGCGAUACACAAUUUCCAAAUAUUCCAAACAGCAAAAACCACAAACUGAUUGGCGCUGAAAUAUUUUACUACCAUGGGCCACGUGAUUAUGAAAAUGAUAGUCGAUGUGUAAGAAUAUGUGGACAGAAAGGCAAAAUUUUGGAGGAGAUCCAAAUGGAAGACGAUGGAAAUGGGGAUCAUGUUCCUUACGUCAUUGGCAGUAGCCUGUUGAUCAUCACAUACCGGAGCAGGUUGUGGUGUUGGAAUGACAAUAAAAUCAAGGUCGAUGAAACUCUUCCUGGGCUGCAAAACAUCAUACCCACAGAGUCUUCUGUUGUCAUGGUGACCCUGAGAGACAGAGAUGCUGUUAGAUUUGUCAAUACUCCAUCCCUGGAGAGUGUACCAGUCAGAGCUAGCUGUGAUAUAAUGGAAAGACUAAAGAUCACAGAGGAUGGCUUCGAGAUCAAAGCUACCAAAGCGAACUUGAAAGUUCUGACCACUCGUUCCGGGACCGAAAAUGGUCACUCCUUCCAAGAGGUCGUCCUUGGGCUGGACGUCAACUUAGUAACCUUGCAUAUACUACAGAAUGAUAAGAGAUCCGCAGAGGUUGUUAUCAAAGAAGUCUUACCAAUUCCAGGAUUACCAAUAGAACACUGUUUUGUAGGGAAGAGAGAUGGAUGCUUGGUAUCGUGGACACAGCAGGACGAAGCGGCUAAGGAGUACAAAGAGAAUUUAUUCUACUUCAGUAAAGACUCGGAACUCCUCGGUGUUCUACCAUGUCUUGGCAAAGGUCCAAGAUCAUUCUUUCCAUUAUAUUUGCCCGGAGAUUCAGACACACAGAAAGACUACCCUGGCUAUGGUUUACCUGGUUGGUAUGUGUACAUGAGGGAUGGACAUGAUGGGAUCAUCGCGGUGAAACUUCCCACUUGUUAGAGGACUGACUCAUAUCUCUCUAGUGUAAAGUAGAUGUUUCACAAAUCAAAGAGAUUCCUACAAACCUUGGUCAUAUCGUGGAAACAAUAUAUUGGCAAGAUUAGGAAACUACAGCAUUACACUAACUGUAUAUAUAUUGAGUUAGAUACAGCAGAGCCAGAAUGAAUUAAAUUGCACCAUACAGGUGUUUUGUCCAUCUGGGACUUUUCAGUGAUGCUAAGAUCCAUAAUCAAAUAAAUAUCAUAAUUUUCCAUGAUGGAUUUUUAAAAGAAUGUGAAGCAAUCUGAUGAAAAUCAGCUGUUACAUGGCAACAUUUAGUAUGUACUAUGACUGAACAGCUUAAGGUUCUCUGAUAAGCCUUGUUGCUAACCAAAGGCUUUGGAAAGCUCAUCUCUGAUUGGCUUAUAUAUAAUGUGCAUUCUUUUUCAAGGGGUCACCUGAAAGUGACCCUGAUCGGAGCACCUUCAGAUGUUCAGACGUAGUACGUUGUAAACGUAGCCAUGAAAACAACUGAUUUUAUGAUUUUUUGAAAGUACAAAUUUUAAAGUAUGCAUGUAUACAUGAAUUGUGUAUAUUCUGAGCCAUGUCACUAUUCAAAUGAAUUAAAAUGUGACAAGCAGGUUACGAUAAAUUGCGUGACUGAAAUAUCCACCAUCAGUUUCUAGGCAUCAUCUGAAAUCUCUAAAGAUUGUACAAAAGACACACCAGAUAUUAGAUCUGUUAAAAACAAAUUGAAAGUUUUAGCAAAAUUGAAUUAAACUGCAUAAAUAAUGAACCAGAACCAGGAAAGAGAUAUUUGUUGAUGCUGGGCAAGGUUUUGUUAAGUGAUAAUCAAGCCAUACACUACCAAACUAGUCACCAUUAACUGGCAAUGAAAAACCCAUGAAUACAAACCAUUAAUUAGCCAUGACUACCAACCAUCAAUUUGCCAUUAAAACAUGCAAUAUUAAUGGUGUCUUUAAAGGAAAUAUUAAUGGGUAACCCAUUAAAUCAAUUGAUGGUGAUGGGCAUAAAAUGUUAACAUUAAUGGCCAUAACAUUAGCCAUUAAUAGAAAUAUUAUGGCCAUUAAAGGGAUUUGUUCUUAAUGGCUUUUUAAUGGCAAGUAAAAUUGGUUUAAUAGGCAUUAGUACUACCAUAUCCGGUUAUUGACCAUUAAAACGUCAAAUAUUAAUGGCCAUUAAGUUAUGUCCAAUAUUAAUGGCCACAUUUAAUGGGUAUUUGUAAAGAUGAAUUUUUUUAAUGGCGAUUACUGCAAUGAUAGUUGAUUCUGAAUGUUAAUGGCCAUUAAAUCUAUUUCUUAAUGGUCUGCAUUUGUUUCAUGAAUGCCCAUUAAUAUUCUUUUAAUGGCCUGAAUGCCCAUUAUAAAUUCAAUCAAAGCUAUAAUCUAAUUAAAGAUAGAUAAUUACAAAAAAAAAAAAAAACCCCAUUACCAUGUGAUCAUAUGCACAUAUAUGUACAUAAGUGUCUGGAAGCAAGAAAUUUAGUUCAAACAUACUGAAAACGAUAUAUAUGCUAGUGGAGUAAUUGAUUGAAGAUGGGAAGUCAAAUAUUGAUUUCAGUGCGUGAUAUAUAGUUUUGUAGCAACACUUUCCCUUGAUGUUGCAUUUAUUGAUACUUUUUUAUUUUUUGGUCAUUCAUUUCAUUAAAAUUGUGAUUACAUGUAUUGCAUUUUUGUAUAUUUUAUGAUAACUUUGCGGAUGUCAUUGAUACAUAUAUAUGCACCAAUACACAGUGCAAUAGGGAAAGUUUCAGUUACUUAUAUAACAUGCAAUGUACAUUUUGUGUUUGAUCAUAAUAUACUACAUAACAUUAUUUUGAUGUUGCAGGUGUCAAGAUACUUUGCCUUUUCCAGUCACAACUGAAUUUCUCAAAGAAUGGCGUUGUAAUAUUUAAAAAAAAAAUUAUCAAGCAUCAACAAUCUUGAAAUUUUCAAAAUAUUUUUGAAAAAUUUUGAAAGUAUUAUGAUCAGAAACAGGUACAUAUAUAUAUUGCCAGUUAACUGGCAUGGCAAUGGAAGAAAAUUAAAGCAAAAACAAUAUUUCAAUGUAAAAAAUAUUUUAUAAGAUAUUAAAAAAAAAAUGCAAAGUACACAACUAUAGGUAUAAGAUCUGAGAAAGAUCCAAAGUGAAAUAGUUCCUGAGAACUUGUAGUAUCAAGAUUUCUCCUGAUCAUGACAGAUCAGACAUAUAUCUAUAACCUAAAAUACAUGGCCAUUUGAUGUAAUUGAAAAACUUAUUUCAGUGAUGGGUCAUUUCACCUGUCUUAUAUACAUUUGUAUAUGGUCAUCUAUGCAAAAAUUAAAAAAAAUGUCUUUGUUCUACUUUUUAACAUUCCAUUACAAUGUACUUGAUCAAAACAAAACAAAAAAACUCUCUACACAAGACUAUAUCAUUAUUUUUGAAGCAAACAUUUAACAUAGAAUCUGAUAGCAUUAAUGACAAAAGAAAUCUGUUUGAAAUUUCUUACUUUUGGGGAAGAACUGAUGCAAAUUAUUUUUUUUCAUCCAAGAUAACAAAAAUACUGUAUAUUUGACCACUAAGACAAUAUAAGAAUUUUUCAAUUUGGUAAAAAAUGUGCGGGUACCUCUUUAAAACGGUAAAUAUUUCUUGAGAAUUAAUCAAAAACAAAAGAUCCCACUCCAGAGGUAUAUUAUCAUUAUCCAUGUCCAAUUCUUAAGCCACUUUAACCAAAAAAACAUGUGCAAAAUAUUUUGAUAAUGCCAGAUACUUCACCACAGCUGUUUUCAGUUCUGCAAUGAAUUGUUUUUGGUUGUCAAUCUUAAUACUGUAGUUCUUUUGCCCUGUAAUUUUGUAUGAAUUUCUUGGUGGCUCCCAUAAGUCUGGGUUUUCCUGAACAUCCCUUGGGUUGAUAGUAAUCAUUGCAUUUUCUAUCUGACCAUCUGAAGAACUAAGUUUGAAAUUUGAUCCUUUCACAUCCAUGAUUUGUACUAUUGGUUUUUUACAACUCAAGACUUUGUUGUUAGAAUCCAAUAGGAUUCCAACAUAAACUUCUCCAGCUGUCCACUCCAUUAAUACAAGCUUAACAUCACUUUCUUCACUUUCAGGUGCUACUGUUGCAUUGUUCUUUCCCUGAAGUUUUGUUUCCAUCAUCUUUAGGUUUUCUUCGUUGUUUCCUUUUUUCUGAACUUUUUUUAUCAUGCUGUCUUUAUUGUCAAGCAACUGCAGUCUGUCCUUUCUCCAUUGAAAUUUUUGAUGAAUAUUGAUAUCAGCAAAAGAACCGUCACCAUCAUCAAGCUGAAUAGAAGAAAGAUCUCCAGUUUGGUGGUUUUUUGACAAAAGGCAAACUUAGACUUGGGAUCCAUUAGAAAUUUCACUAGAAAAUAAUGGCCGCACAACUUUUUUGGCAUUUGAUUUCUUUCAAUAUUUUCCAUCACUAUCAACACCUUUUGGCGAAUUCUGGGAUUUGGAGAUCUUUUGUCCCAAUACAGGGGUUGAUUUCUUAUGCAUAAGAUGUUUCGGUGAUUUGGAAGGUUUUGUCGUUAUAUGUCCUGCAACAGCCUUAAGCUUAGGCCUUGGUGAUUUCUUACUUGACCGCUUUCCCAGGGCUUUGUCUUGUUGGUACUUCCUCCUGUUCUGAAGGUGCUGUCCCAGCCAUUCCACACUUCACAUUUGCUGGGGCAAUUCUUUGAAUAUAUUUCAAAGACAGCUUCUGUAAUGGGUUUGCCAUGGGAUAUUGAUGGCUUGGUAGUUUAGAAGUGAUAGGCAUUAUAUUAUUUUAAUAAAUUUAUAAUAACUUGUAUUGUAUUUGUCAAUCAUUAUAUUCUUGCUACAUAAAACAUUCUUGAUAUGUGAAUUCUUUAAAGAAAAUUGUAACUUAUGUUUAAGUAAUUAUAUUGUUGCUACAUACAGCUUAAUUUAUGUUGGAAUAAAAAAUUAUUUAGAACUGUGCAUUUUAGAUAUAAUGAUGGAGUGAAAGAAGAACAAACAAUGUAAAAGACAGAAGUGAUAGAUACAUGUGCAAUACAGAGAGAAUCUGCGAGCUUUUACUGAAUCCCCACAUGGUCCUAAAGGUUGGCAUCUAUGGCCUAACAUGGGAUUAUAAGUUGUUGUUUGUUGCCAAAAGCGGGUCUAAAGUGUGUUGUACAUUGUCUAGAGCAAGCCUAUAUGUUUACUUCAUAUAGGCUAUUAUUUUAUAAGUAACCUGUAGAUUGUUGGUCAGUGCCAAGGGCUGGCCUAUAUGUUAUUGGUUAGUACCUAGAGCUGGCCUAUAUGUUAUUGGUCAGUGCCUAGAGCUGGCCUAUAUGUUGUUGGUCAGUGCCAAGAGCUGGCCUAUAUGUUAUUGGUUAGUACCUAGAGCUGGCCUAUAUGUUAUUGGUUAGUACCUAGAGCUGGCCUAUAUGUUAUUAGUCAGUACCUAGAGCUGGCCUAUAUGUUAUUGGUCAGUGCCUAGAGCUGGCCUAUAUGUUAUUGGUCAGUACCUAGAGCUGGCCUAUAUGUUAUUAGUCAGUACCUAGAGCUGGCAUAUAUGUUAUUGGUCAGUGCCUAGAGCUGGCCUAUAUGUUAUUGGUCAGUGCCUAGAGCUGGCCUAUAUGUUGUUGGUCAGUGCCUAGAACUGGCCUAUAUGUUGUUGGUCAGUGCCUAGAGCUGGCCUAUAGGUUAUUGGUCAGUGCCUAGAGCUGGCCUAUAUGUUAUUGGUCAGUACCUAGAGCUGGCCUAUAUGUUGUUGGUCAGUGCCUAGAACUGGCCUAUAGGUUUGUUGGUCAGUGCCUAGAGCUGGCCUAUAGGUUAUUGGUCAGUGCCUAGAGCUGGCCUAUAUGUUGUUGGUCAGUGCCUAGAGCUGGUCUAUAUGUUGUUGGUCAGUGCCUAGAGCUGGCCUAUAGGUUAUUGGUCAGUACCUAGAGCUGGCCUAUAUGUUAUUGGUCAGUGCCUAGAGCUGGCCUAUAUGUUAUUGGUCAGUGCCUAGAGCUGGCCUAUAUGUUGUUGGUCAGUGCCUAGAACUGGCCUAUAGGUUGUUGGUCAGUGCCUAGAGCUGACCUAUAGGUUAUUGGUCAGUGCCUAGAGCUGGCCUAUAUGUUGUUGGUCAGUGCCUAGAGCUGGUCUAUAUGUUGUUGGUCAGUGCCUAGAGCUGGCCUAUAGGUUAUUGGUCAGUGCCUAGAGCUGGCCUAUAUGUUAUUAGUGCCUAGAGCUGGCCUAUAUGUUAUUAGUCCGUGCCUAGAGCUGGCCUAUAGAUUGUUGGUCAGUGCCUAGAGCUGGCCUAUUAGUAUUAUGUAAUUACUCUAUAUUUUUAUUUCAUUAAAAAUUGUAAUUCAGGGAAAA